Messenger RNA from Fusarium coffeatum, 1836 nucleotides. RefSeq lists its product as uncharacterized. Bases 1 to 1836 code for a protein of 611 amino acids. Gene Ontology annotation, molecular function: transmembrane transporter activity. The record is from RefSeq and is a predicted model, not a curated record. The transcript has 2 exons. Gene Ontology annotation, biological process: transmembrane transport. Lineage: Eukaryota; Fungi; Ascomycota; Sordariomycetes; Hypocreales; Nectriaceae.
AUGCCGACUCACUUCUCCGAUGACCCUCCGCAGGUCAUUAACCAAUCCGACCUGCACGUCGCAAACUCCCGUCUAGAACAACACAACCUCGAAGGUUCAACAGACCACAGCGACCACGAACACCAGAAUGCCAACCGCAUGGAAAAGAUCGGCACGUACGAUAAAUACGAAAUCACAGAAGAUGACUGCUACGAUGAACUAGGCUACUCCUUCCCCAAGUGGAAGAAGUGGUACAUCCUCACCGUCGUCUUCUGGGUUCAGGUGUCUAUGAACUUUAACACUUCGCUCUACUCGAAUGCUAUUCCUGGUAUUUCUGAGGAGUUUAAUGUCAGUGCGCAAGCCGCAAGAUGUGGUGCUAUGAUCUUUCUUGUGCUCUAUGCUUUUGGCUGUGAGCUUUGGGCGCCUUGGUCUGAGGAGUUUGGACGUUGGCCUAUUAUGCAGGCUUCUCUGUUUCUGGUGAAUAUCUUCCAGCUUCCUGUUGCGCUGGCACCAAACUUUACUUCUAUCAUGGUUGGUCGUGCGCUGGGUGGUUUAUCUUCUGCUGGUGGUUCCGUCACGCUUGGUAUGAUUGCCGAUAUGUGGGAGUCAGACAACCAGCAGUACGCCGUCGCAUACGUCGUCUUCUCCUCCGUCGGAGGUUCAGUCCUUGGUCCCAUCGUCGGUGGUUUCUGUGAGCAGUACCUCGAGUGGCGCUGGUCGAUCUGGAUUCAGCUCAUCCUUGGUGGCUUUGUUCAAAUCGUGCACUUCCUCACUGUGCCUGAGACACGAAGCACCAUUCUCAUGAACCGCAUUGCCAAGAAGCGCAGAAAGGAGACCGGCGCCAACUUCUGGGGUCCUGACGAACUUGUCCCCUUCCGCGAGCGUUUCUCCGCCAAGGAGAUCCUCAUCACCUGGACCCGUCCUUUCAAGAUGUUCCUCACCGAGCCCAUCGUGCUCGUACUCUCUCUCCUCUCCGGUUUCUCCGAUGCUCUGAUCUUCAUGUUUAUCCAAUCCUUCGCUCUCGUCUACGGGCAAUGGGACUUUGAUGCUGUGCAGAUCGGUCUUACCUUCUGUGCCAUCGGAGUAGGAUAUGUCAUCGCCUGGUUACUGUUCAUUCCCUCUAUCAAGAAGAACAUCAAGGAGCGAAGAGAGAAGCCAGAUGAUGAGCGUGCUCAGUAUGAGUCGCGACUGUGGUUCUUGCUUUGGACUGCGCCUUGUUUGCCUAUUGGUCUUAUUGGCUUUGCUUGGACGAUUCAGGGUCCUCCUAUUCAUUGGAUUGGAUCUAUGAUCUUUGCUGCGAUUGUUGGUAUUGCCAAUUAUGCUAUCUACAUGGCUACCAUCGACUACAUGAUCUGUGCUUACGGACCUUACUCUGCUUCCGCCACUGGUGGCAACGGUUGGGCUCGAGAUUUCCUCGCUGGUGUUCUCACUCUCCCCGCCAUUCCCUUCUUCAGCAACAUCGGCGCCUCAUCCGGCAAGAACCUGGAAUACGCUGCCACAAUCCUGUUCUGCAUCUCUUUCAUUCUUGUCGUCGCUGUCUACGUGAUCUACUGGAAGGGUCCCGCCCUCCGAGCGCGUUCUCCCUUCGCGCAGCGUCUGGCCGGUGAGCGCAAGGAGAACGUCGAGCAAGGUCGCCGUGGCAGUGUUGCUUAUGAUGCUCGACGAAGGAGCUCCGCUGGCACUGUUGAAGAUCCUGAGAACCCUCCCGUCGCUGCUCGACCUACGCCCGGUGCGCGACAGUACAGUAACUCCAACCGCUUCUUUGGUGAGAGCCGUGUUACGCCUCGUGGAACUCCUCGAGGUACACCUUCUGCUAGUCGUCGCGCUAGCGCGGCCAACGUUCAUCGACACCAUUAG